Molecule: messenger RNA, 751 nt
Organism: Anopheles cruzii
Lineage: Eukaryota; Metazoa; Arthropoda; Insecta; Diptera; Culicidae
Product: death-associated protein kinase related-like
Exons: 4
Biological process (GO): protein phosphorylation; intracellular signal transduction; positive regulation of apoptotic process
Cellular component (GO): nucleus
Molecular function (GO): ATP binding; protein serine/threonine kinase activity
Source: RefSeq, a predicted model, not a curated record
CGGCACGUACUCGAAGGAUUACGCAUACCAUUACCGAACUGCGAACUUCCUCUGUCACGAGGUAUUUUUAAAGCAGGCCUGGGGGAAUAUCGAGAACGAAAUCGCCGUCCUAUGGCUAUGCUCCAGCUUGGAGCAUAUCGUGGACCUGUACGAAGUGUACCAGGCGAACCCGGUUGUCCCUCCGGAACUCAUCAUGAGAUGUGUGCCCGGCGUUAGCCUGCAGGAGAUGCUCCGCCGUCAGCCAGUAAAUCAAUAUAUUACAGAACAAAACGUCAAAAGGGUCAUCCGCGAUAUUCUUCACGCACUCGGCAGUCUGCACCGUUUCGGCAUCGCACACCUCGACCUGAAGCCGAAAAAAGUGCUGCUGUUGGGCGGCCGUUUCGGAGAGGGUGUGAAGCUGUGCGGCUUUCGGCUUGCCCGACUGAUGUACGGAGAAGUCUUGGCAGUGUGCAACAUAACAAUCGACCGUGAGUACAAGGCACCGGAGCUGAUACGACUAGAAGCGGUGUCACUUGCAACGGACAUUUGGUCCGUCGGCGUGAUGGCCCACGUCAUGCUGACGGCUUCAAGAAACUCCGUCUUGCCCAAUCCCGGCAGAGGUCCGAUAGCUUUCAUCAACAUUCUGCGCCCUCAAAUGUCAGCGCAGGCGGUCGAUUUCAUCGAUCGAUGCAAAGGGCAGCAAAGCGAUCGACCGACGGUCGAACAGUGCCUGGCGCACCUUUGGCUGGCCGACGCCCCAGCCCAUGAAUAA